AUGUAUCAUUAUUCUACUCCACCACCGGGGUGGUCGACCUACGACUACUCUCAAUCACCGCCAACCUCGCCUUACUACGCUCAAUACGCUUCGCAAUACGCAAACCCCUACACAUCCCCUCGGGGCACUUCGCGACGACACACGCGCAAGGCCAGCUACACGGCCACCAAAGAACCGUCGUACUAUGGCUACCCGCAAACCUACUACGAACCAACGCCAGAGCAAGGCAUUCCGCCGCGCAAGCACGAUCAUGUAAGUGCUUCUUAUGCGGGCCCGCCCAAACACCGUCGCAACCAUACGACCGGUCAUCCUGCGGGGGAUGGCCUCGGCACCGGACCCAACUCGUCGCAGAAACGACCCAUCUUUGUAGAUGUGGUUGACGAUGCAUACGAUGUUCGCUACGCCUUCAGCCAGCGACCACGCCCCGGCCGUCCCCCGGCAACGACCAAAGAUAGCCAUCGUCGCACCGCGUCAACUGCGCAACGCAAAUCAAACCCAGCCGCUGAUUCUCACUUUUACUUCAAUCAGGUUCCUAACAACGAGGAUAUCGAGUCUGCUCGUCGUUCGUCACGUGCUCGUCGCCAGUCUACCUCGACUCGCACGCCGAACAAGCCUAAGCCUGCACCCGCCGCCACAAAACCGCCACCCACCGCUACGGAGGAAGACGCCGAGCGGGCCGGAAUUCCACCUGGGUACUCGAUCAAAAACUGGGACCCUACCGAGGCACCUAUUAUCCUCCUCGGCAGUGUCUUCGAUGCCAGCUCCCUCGGUAAAUGGAUCUACGAUUGGACAGUUUUCCACCAUGGCGCAUCGACACCCAUGGCCGACGUGGCAGGUGACUUGUGGCUGUUGUUGAUCAAACUUGCGGGCAAGGUCAAGCGAGCGGACGAAUGUCUUCCGCGAAUCAAGUGCAUCGAGGCGCAGGAAGUAGUUGAAGACUUCCUGGAGAGUGGCGACCGGCUCUGGAGCCGGUUUAAGAAGUUGCUGAAAGGUUGUGAACUUUACAUGUGGAAGGCCGCUAAAAGGGAAAGUGGCAAAGGCGCACCCGUAUCUAUGGGGCGCAAUGCAGGCUGUGAAUUUGUCGAAUCAAUCUUCGGCCGCGACCGCGAACUCGAAAACACGGAAAAAUUGAUGAACAGCAUCCGGCUGUGGAAUAUGCGUUUCGACGCCAACUGCGAAGAUAUCUUGCGCCGACCGUCCGCCAAAUAG
Penicillium longicatenatum is the source of this 1209-nucleotide messenger RNA. RefSeq lists its product as uncharacterized. NCBI's taxonomy places the organism in Eukaryota, Fungi, Ascomycota, Eurotiomycetes, Eurotiales, Aspergillaceae. The transcript has a single exon. The coding region runs from base 1 to 1209 and encodes 402 amino acids. The record is from RefSeq and is a predicted model, not a curated record.